UCAAUUUUAAAACCAGAAAUUUCCCCAUUACGUUACACAUCUUCCAAUUAUUAUGAAUAUAUAAAAUAGAUAUAUACAUUAUAAUAUGAAAAUCAAUUUGUUAGUAUAUGAAUUCACCACCAACUGCUGUUGUAUUGGAAGAACAGCAACCUUAGUAGCUUUCAUGUCCUCCUCAACUUCCUCAAUCAUUCACAUUCUUUUCUCUUACAUUAUACAACAACUCUUCUAUAUAUGUAUAAUACAUUUCUCAUUAUUUUCAGAACCCUUCAUUGUUGUAUUCAUUCAUCCAGAAAAUGAGGACCAAAUCUCAAUCUUCUGUCAAUCUGAAGGUCAUAUUCACAUGCUGCUCAAUCUUGAUCUUUCUUGUCAUCUUCUUUGCAAGAUCAAACAUAUCUUCUUCAAAGCCCAUCUCCAAAACCAAUCUCUCUCAAGAGAAAGAAGAGCAAGACCAGGCUAAACCAGAAGGAUGCCCAACAACACAACAAUGCACGAAGAUGCCAAUUUCUUUAUCCGACGCAUUGGUUCACUACGCCACCAGUAACGUCACUCCACAACAGACAUUCGACGAAAUCUCUGUCUCAAAGAGAGUCUUGGACAAGAAGUCACCAUGUAACUUCCUCGUCUUUGGUUUAGGUCACGACAGCCCGAUGUGGGCAUCUCUCAACCAUGGUGGUCGUACCUUGUUUAUUGAGGAAGACAAGGCUUGGAUCGAGAUAGUGACUAAGAAAUUCCCAAACUUGGAAGCUUACCACGUCGUUUACGACACGAAAGUGAAACAUUCAGACAAACUGAUGGAGCUGGGAAGAUCAGAGGAGUGUAGAUCCGUGACCGAUCCAAGAAACUCGAAAUGUGAACUGGCGUUGAAAGAUUUUCCGGCGGAUUUUUACGAGACGAAAUGGGAUCUCAUCAUGGUGGAUGCUCCAACUGGUUACCACGAGGAAGCUCCGGGGAGGAUGAGUGCUAUUUACACGGCGGGGCUUUUGGCUCGCAACCGUGAAGACGGAGAAACAGACGUUUUUGUUCACGACGUUAACCGUCCGGUGGAAGAUGAGUUCUCGGCGACGUUCUUGUGUAAAGGAUACAUGAGGGAGCAAAACGGGAGGCUAAGGCAUUUCACCAUCCCUAGCCAUCGGGCUCGUGCUGGCAGACCCUUUUGUCCGGUGGAUGUUAAUCGCCGCCGUUGAUUUUGUUCCGGGAAAUAUCUCUGUGUUGAGGACCCAGAGUCACUAUGCUUAGCUGUCUUUUUGUUUGUGUGUUUCUGCUUUUAUCUUGAUGAUUACGUUUUUUUUUAUGGAUUCAGUGCAUUUACUGAAGCGGUAAUAGUAAAAUAGUAUUCUUCAUAUAUUUAUUAUUAUUUGAAUACAAAUAAGGAUGAUCAUUGGUCACA
Molecule: messenger RNA, 1387 nt
Organism: Brassica napus (rape)
Lineage: Eukaryota; Viridiplantae; Streptophyta; Magnoliopsida; Brassicales; Brassicaceae
Product: glucuronoxylan 4-O-methyltransferase 3-like
Exons: 2
Coding region: 294-1184 (296 amino acids)
Biological process (GO): xylan biosynthetic process
Molecular function (GO): glucuronoxylan 4-O-methyltransferase activity
Source: RefSeq, a predicted model, not a curated record